GUUUCGGAACAGACUUCGCGCUGGAGUAAAUUUCAUUUUUGACGUGAACCUGAACCCAGUGGAAACUCUGCGAGUAGUAAUCGAAAAAAAAUAAAACGGUACGGCGUGGCGCGCCUUUGAGAAAAAUAAUAUUAUAGAAUGGGGAGAUUAAAGAGGAGUAGUGUUAUACUUGUAAUAGUGUCGUUGUUAGUGGGAACAAAUGGCUUCCUCGUGCCUGGAGUUGCUCCUGUGGAGUUUAAACAAGGGCAAAAGAUCGAUGUGAAAGCAGUCAAAAUGACCAGUACUCAUACACAGUUGCCAUAUGAGUAUUAUUCUCUUCCGUUUUGUAUACCUAAAAAUGGAACUUUGGUUUACAAGUCUGAAAAUUUAGGAGAAGUAUUACGCGGUGACAGAAUUGUUAAUACACCAUACGAAGUAUCAAUGGCAAAAAACAUAAGUUGUAAACUGUUGUGCCAUGACCCAGCCAACCACAUGACAUGGACUGAGGAGGAAUCGCAACGUGUCAUAGAACGUAUUCAACAUGACUACACUGUGCAUUUGUUGAUUGACAAUUUGCCAGCUGCAACGAAGAAGGUUCAUCAAGACACGAACAACGUAAUCGUCUACCAUGGAUAUCGAUUGGGUGGUGUUAUGAACGGCCAAUAUUAUAUUAACAAUUAUCUGAAAUUAAAAUUAAGUUUUCAUAAAUACGGAGAAAACGAGUUUCGAGUAGUAGGAUUUGAAGUAGAAGCUCGCUCGGUUGAUGUAAAUCAAUUAAAGUACAACCAAGAUACUUGCAUCUUACCACCACACGCGAAUCCACAAUUUGUCAAUAGUAAAGGGACGACGCUUUUGUUUCUCUACUCCGUCGAAUGGAGGAAAUCUGAUGUAAGCUGGGCAAGCAGAUGGGAUAUAUAUCUUGGAAUGAGCGAUGUCGAGAUUCAUUGGUUUUCUAUCAUUAAUUCUCUGAUCGUAGUUCUUCUUCUUUCUGGAAUUCUGACGAUGAUCAUGAUUCGUACUCUAAGAAGAGAUAUCGCGCGAUACAACGCUGGUGAAUCCGACAGUCUAGCCGGCUUAGAUGAAACGAUCGAAGAAACUGGGUGGAAGCUAGUUCACGGAGACGUAUUUCGACCACCGCCAAAUCCCCGAUUAUUCGCUGCUGUGAUAGGCAGUGGAAUUCAGAUAUUCUUCAUGGCAUUGAUAACAAUAUUCUUUGCUAUGCUGGGCAUGCUUUCUCCUGCUAGCAGAGGAGCACUCGGAACUUGUGCAAUAUUUCUGUACGUGUUCUCUGGUUUAAUUGCUGGAUACUUCUCGGCUCGUCUUUAUAAAACAAUGCGUGGUCGGAAAUGGAGGCGAACAGCAUUAUUGACGGCAACGCUCUAUCCUGGAAUAGUAUUCACGACUUGCUUCUUUUUGAAUUUCUUCAUAUGGGGAAAGCAUAGUUCCGGUGCAGUACCAUUUACGACAAUGCUUGCAUUGUUAUGCUUAUGGUUCGGCAUAUCACUCCCUCUUGUAUAUCUUGGAUAUUUCUUUGGCUACCGCAAACAGCCAUUCACGCAUCCUGUUCGCACGAAUCAAAUUCCCAGACAAGUUCCCGAUCAAUUAUGGUACAUGAAUCCAGCGUUAUGUACGUUAAUGGCUGGAAUCCUCCCCUUCGGAGCUGUCUUUAUAGAAUUAUUUUUCAUCCUGACUGCAUUAUGGGAAAAUCAAUUUUAUUAUCUUUUCGGAUUCUUGUUUCUCGUUUUCUGUAUACUGGUCAUUUCCUGUUCUCAAAUAUCCAUAGUUAUGGUCUAUUUCCAGUUAUGCGGGGAAGACUAUCGAUGGUGGUGGAGAAGCUUUAUCGUUAGCGGAGGAUCGGCUGUAUAUGUUUUAGCCUAUUCGGUCUUCUAUUUUAUGACGAAACUAGAAAUAACAGAAUUAAUUCCAAUACUUUUAUACUUCGGUUACACGGGACUGAUGGUGUUAACGUUUUGGUUACUGACGGGUACAAUCGGAUUCUUCGCGGCUUACGCCUUCAUUCGAAAAAUAUAUGCUGCUGUAAAGAUAGACUAGUCAAACUGAUCAUUGACGAGGUCAAUGAUACAAUAAAAGAAGGUAAAACAUUUUCAACAAAGAA
Molecule: messenger RNA, 2095 nt
Organism: Ceratina calcarata
Lineage: Eukaryota; Metazoa; Arthropoda; Insecta; Hymenoptera; Apidae
Gene: TM9SF4
Product: transmembrane 9 superfamily protein member 4
Exons: 10
Coding region: 139-2031 (630 amino acids)
Biological process (GO): protein localization to membrane
Cellular component (GO): membrane
Source: RefSeq, a predicted model, not a curated record